This is a messenger RNA of Halichondria panicea, 1832 nucleotides long. Its product is annotated as extracellular signal-regulated kinase 2-like. NCBI's taxonomy places the organism in Eukaryota, Metazoa, Porifera, Demospongiae, Suberitida, Halichondriidae. The coding region runs from base 99 to 1745 and encodes 548 amino acids. Gene Ontology annotation, cellular component: cytoplasm; nucleus. Gene Ontology annotation, biological process: intracellular signal transduction; protein phosphorylation. The record is from RefSeq and is a predicted model, not a curated record. The transcript has 11 exons. Gene Ontology annotation, molecular function: MAP kinase activity; ATP binding.
GCGUGGGCGUGUAAACACUGUACAACAACAUGCUACUGUUUUUGAGGUGCAUUAAUUAAUUAAUUGGCAUCAGAGAGACCACCAGAAAGACAACAGCAAUGAGUUGUGAUAUAGAAGAUCACAUCACUUCAAAAUAUGACAUCAAAAGGAGAAUUGGAAAAGGGGCCUAUGGCAUUGUAUGGAAGAGUGUUGAUCGAAAGAGUGGAGAGAUUGUGGCAUUAAAGAAAAUCUUUGAUGCCUUCACAAAUCCCACCGAUGCACAGCGAACCUACAGAGAGAUCAUGUUCUUACAGGAAUUUUCAUCUCAUGAGAAUGUGAUUCAACUACUGAAUGUGAUCAGAGCACGUAAUGAUCAAGAUAUCUACUUGGUCUUUGAGUUUAUGGACACUGAUUUGCAUGCUGUUAUCAAAGCCAAAAUCCUCCAACCAGUUCACGUGCAAUACAUCAUGUACCAGCUUUUCAAAGUUAUGAAGUAUCUUCAUUCUGGGAACUGCAUUCACAGAGAUCUGAAGCCAAGCAACGUCCUUCUCAAUUCCGAAUGUUUCAUCAAAUUAGCUGAUUUUGGGCUGGCACGAUCGCUUGUUGAUUUGCCUGGAGACAAUGACUGCACUUUCAAUCCAGCCAUGACCGACUACGUUGCCACUAGAUGGUACAGAGCUCCAGAAAUCCUCCUAGGAUCAGUGAAAUACACUAAAGGAGUCGACUUGUGGUCUUUAGGAUGCAUCCUUGCUGAGUUGAUUAUCGGGAAAGCUCUGUUCCCGGGAACAUCAACGUUUAAUCAGAUAGACAAGGUCCUAGCUGUGGUGCCAACUCCAAACAGAACAGAUGUGGAGAGCAUCAAAGCACCCUACGCCCAGUCAGUACUGGACAGGCUUCUCAGAAAGCGUCGUAUAUCGCUGGUGGACUGCUUGCCAACAGCUACUGAUGAUUGUCUAGAUUUGGUAGGGAAACUGCUUCAGUUCAAUCCAGACAAAAGGCUCUCUGCUCAAGGAGCACUGACACACCCCUAUGUUUUAAGGUUCCACAACCCCAAAGAAGAGCCAGGGCUAGACUACAAUGUAGUCCCUUAUCUGGAUGACAAUACACAGCUCUCAAUUGAAGAAUACAGAGACAAGUUGUAUGAGAGUAUAGUACAGAAGAGACGUGAUCUGAUAGACGCUAGACAGAAGACAUGUGAAGUUGAAGAGGUUGAAGAUGUGGAGUUGAAGGAAGAGCCUUUCUUAUCAACACGAAGGGACGUCACUGACCCACCACUCACCACUGUGUCAGACACAGACCUCCUCAGAAUAAAGCAAUCCUCUCGAGCAAAACUCAAGGCAAAUCCUCAGAAGUCUCCUUAUGCUAGCACUCCACAACACCAGCCCCAGCUCCGUAAAGGGACGAUGGUUAAACAGGGAUCAGCUCUUUAUCAUCAAGGUCGAAGGGGAAGCUUAGGGGCCACUUCAAAGCAAGACCCAAUGAAGAACCAAUUUUCAAGAUCAGUCAAGCGUCCGACUGCCAUUAGGAGCCAAGUUGGGAAAACGCAUAGCAGACAGGGUGCUGCUACUCGGACCCAGGAGCCCAAUCAUGAUGACCAGCUCAUGAUCACAAGUGCCAGAAUCAUACCGGCAGCUCGACCCACGUCCUCUAAGAACAAGAUAGGGUCAAGAGGAGGCCCAUCAAGAUUUGCUGGUGGGACAUACACACAAACACACGGUGUGAUAUCGAAAUCCAACCUCACACACCUCAAAGAAAACAAGUGGUAGAUAUAAAAUUAUAGCAUUAAUUAUUUAUUCAUUUUUUAUGCUUACUUUAAUUAAAACUUUUUUCUGCACAAUAAUUCAUUAUUAACA